Penicillium macrosclerotiorum is the source of this 1020-nucleotide messenger RNA. Its product is annotated as OST3/OST6 family protein. The transcript is spliced from 4 exons. NCBI's taxonomy places the organism in Eukaryota, Fungi, Ascomycota, Eurotiomycetes, Eurotiales, Aspergillaceae. The annotation marks the transcript as partial. Gene Ontology annotation, cellular component: oligosaccharyltransferase complex. The record is from RefSeq and is a predicted model, not a curated record.
CUCCGUCUCGUCAACAGCUUUAGCUUGUGGGAUGUCAAAAUGAAGCCCUGGUCCACACUUUUUUUGGUCUUUUCAAUUCUUUCCGGUGUGAUUGCCGCGAAGCCGUCAUCAGGCAUAUUUGAGAAAUAUCAAUCUCUCUCACGUUCCGGACCGGCUCCUCUCAACGAUGCCGCUUUCGACGAGCUGACCACCGCUCCUCGAGAUUACUAUGCCGCAAUUAUCUUGACUGCAAUGGAUGCCCGCUAUGGCUGUCUUAUGUGCCGUGAAUUCGACUCUGAAUGGGAUCUCAUUGCUCGGAGCUGGAACAAGGGCAACAAGCCUGACGGGUUGAAAGUGGUUUUUGGGACGCUGGAUUUCGAUCAUGGGAAGACCGUGUUCCAAAAGUUGAUGCUUCAGACUGCCCCCGUCAUUCUGUUGUUCCCUCCCACUGUUGGACCUUUCGCCAAGCUAGAUUCAGAACCGAUGAGGUUUGACUUUACAGGACCACUCUCCGCGGACCAGCUCUAUGCAUGGAUCGGCCGUCACCUGCCCGACGGGCCCAGGCCGCCCUUGGUUCGACCUGUCAAUUACAUGCGCAUCGUGUCCGUCAUUACUAUCCUUAUGGGGACUGUUACACUCUUUACGGUUCUGUCCCCCUACGUACUGCCAAUCAUCCAGAAUCGCAAUCUCUGGGCUGCGGUUAGCUUAAUUGCCAUUCUUCUAUUCACUAGUGGCCAAAUGUUCAACCAUAUCCGCAAAGUUCCAUAUGUUGCGGGUGAUGGGCAUGGCGGUAUUAGCUACUUUGCUGGCGGCUUCCAGAAUCAAUUUGGAUUGGAAACUCAAAUCGUGGCUGCAAUCUAUGCUGUUCUCUCAUUUGCCACUAUUGCCCUUGCGCUGAAGGUGCCCCGAAUGGAAGACGUCAAGGGACAGCAGCUGGCUGUGCUGAUUUGGGCAGGUGUUCUUUUUGGAACCUACAGUCUUCUUCUGAGCGUUUUCAAGGCCAAAAAUGGUGGCUAUCCGUUCUACCUUCCGCCGUUCUAA